Aquila chrysaetos chrysaetos is the source of this 1863-nucleotide messenger RNA. RefSeq names its product calbindin 1 (gene CALB1). NCBI's taxonomy places the organism in Eukaryota, Metazoa, Chordata, Aves, Accipitriformes, Accipitridae. The transcript has 11 exons. The record is from RefSeq and is a predicted model, not a curated record. Gene Ontology annotation, cellular component: terminal bouton; synapse; dendritic spine. Gene Ontology annotation, biological process: regulation of presynaptic cytosolic calcium ion concentration; regulation of long-term synaptic potentiation. Bases 134 to 922 code for a protein of 262 amino acids. Gene Ontology annotation, molecular function: calcium ion binding.
CGGCGGCGGGAGGAGCCGUCGCCGCAGCUGCCGCCGCUACCGCCGCCGCCGCCGGCCGCGGGUAGAGUCAGGACCGCGGACAGCGCCCCGCCGCGUCCCGUCCCGUCCCCCCCCCCGGCCCCGCGCCCCCACCAUGACGGCGGAGACCCACCUGCAGGGCGUGGAGAUCUCGGCCGCCCAGUUCUUCGAGAUCUGGCACCACUACGACUCCGACGGCAAUGGGUACAUGGAUGGGAAGGAGCUACAAAACUUCAUCCAGGAGCUGCAGCAGGCGCGGAAGAAGGCAGGCUUGGAUUUAACACCCGAAAUGAAAGCUUUUGUGGACCAAUAUGGGAAGACUACUGAUGGAAAAAUAGGAAUAGUUGAGCUUGCUCAGAUAUUACCAACGGAAGAGAAUUUCCUGUUGUUCUUCAGAUGCCAGCAGCUAAAGUCAAGUGAAGACUUCAUGCAGACAUGGAGAAAAUAUGACAGCGACCACAGUGGCUUCAUUGAUUCUGAGGAGCUUAAGAGCUUCUUGAAAGAUUUAUUACAGAAAGCAAAUAAGCAGAUUGAAGACUCAAAGCUAACAGAAUACACAGAAAUAAUGCUCAGGAUGUUUGAUGCAAACAAUGAUGGAAAGUUGGAGCUUACUGAACUAGCCAGACUACUCCCUGUACAGGAAAAUUUUCUUAUUAAAUUUCAGGGUGUCAAAAUGUGUGCAAAAGAAUUCAAUAAAGCCUUUGAGAUGUAUGAUCAAGAUGGCAAUGGCUAUAUAGAUGAAAAUGAACUUGAUGCACUACUGAAGGAUCUCUGUGAAAAGAACAAAAAGGAAUUAGACAUUAACAACCUUGCGACAUACAAGAAAAGCAUCAUGGCCUUGUCUGAUGGAGGAAAGCUUUACCGAGCAGAACUGGCUCUUAUUCUCUGUGCUGAGGAAAACUAGAACUCUUCUAUCAUGUCCACUUAACUAGUGAUGUACUCUAUCUACACAAUAACUGUGCACUAUAAGGGAGUAGGCUGUAUUUUUAAACUGCAUAUAGAAAAUUAGCCAGGACGUGUGGCACAUUCCUUUCAGUUUGUUUCUAUACUGUUUGUAAUGUACAGUUUUUGUAACAAUAAGAUUGAUAAAGAGAAUGUCUAUGUUUGGGCCAGUCUGUAUAUUCAAAAAGAAACUAAAAUAUGUCGGGGUUGGUUUUGGUUUUUUUUUUUUGCUUUCAUAAACAUGGCUGGAAAAAAAUUAAACCUGCUGACAUUGCUGUGGUCAUCAUAUCCUUUGACACUUGCAACAUUUCUUGUUGAACUACAUAACACAAAGGUCUACAGAUAUCUUUCCCCAUUACAACUAAGUGGGUUUUUUUAAAUGCAAAACAUGAAUUGAGAUUAAAUACGUUCUAGGUCUGAAAUAGGAAGGAGAUGCUGGCAUGUCUGAUUUCCAAAAUUUAACAAGGCACUAAGAACUAUUUUCACUUGUCAAACCACUCACUUACAGGUCUGUGCUUUCUGCAGUUUUUCAAUUACUCUUCUCAUUACGAACUCAUAGCAUAUAGACAAAGCAUUUAUCCGGGAUAGAUCUCCACGCAAUAGUUGACAAAAAUAUAGUGUUUUCAAUCUAGCUGUUUAACUUUACUGAAUUUAAACAUAGGCACUUCAGAAAUAAAUGCCUGUAAUCUGUCUUGGAAUCCUGGCUAAAUGACAGGUAGUAUAGUUAAUACACAGAUUAACGUAUGAUAUUAUAAGUGUACCUUUCAUGACUAUUCCUGUGUCAGAGAAUAUGACAAUCCAUUUUCUAAACUAUUUUCACAUUUUGCAGGUUAUAAUUAUUCUAGUAAAUUGCUGUUUUUACAUCAUAUUCUGUGUAAUCUAUAAUUAAAUUUAAUAUCCUAA